CCAGAAGAGAUGCCCGGAAGCCCCCAAAAAAGUUAGCCGUUAAAAGUAGAGCCAAGGACCCCCAUGCUAAGAAUAUGGUCACAGCAGUGAAUUGAGGCCUCCUCUUCUCUGGUCUCGGAGCUUCUUCUUCAUCUCCUUCCUGCUGCAAGAUGAGGGCCUCUUCUGAUGCCAACACCAAACAAAUUACAGUAAAGAAGAUGUUAGAUUUUGGUUCUGCCUCCAAGGAAAUGCCACUGAAUUGUUGGUUUGAGGAUGCUUGCGUCCUAGACAUGGACUACUUUGUCAAGACACUCUCAGGUAUCAAGGCCAAGGGCGUUCAGCCAGACCUGAUUGGUUCUAUAAUCACUCAUUACGCAUCGAAGUGGCUUCCUGAUCUCCAUCCAGAUUCCGCAGCCAAGACGACUAACAAUUCAGGCCACCGGUCUCCCGAGAAUCCGACCGUGUCACUGAUGAAGAAGCGGUUUUUGGUAGAGACUCUGGUGAGUGUGCUGCCACCUGAGGUUGACGCCGUCCCCUGCAGCUUCAUGCUCCGACUUCUCCGGAGCGCAAACUUGGUCGGCGCUGAGCCGGGCUACCGAGCCGAGCUCGAGAAGCGAAUUGGGCACCACUUGGACCAGGCCUCCCUUGAGGACCUUCUGAUACCAGCCUUCUCCCAUACUUGUGGUACCCUUCUUGAUGUUAGUCUAGUUCUGCGGCUGGUGAAAAGGUUUCUGUCACUAGAGGAAGGCAUCAAGAAUGGAACGGCACUGGUUAAGGUGGCUAAACUCACCGACUCCUACCUGGCAGAAGUGGCCAUUGAUUCGGGCCUGACUGUGCAAGAAUUUGAGGCACUGGCUGGAGCUCUCCCCUUCCAUGCCCGCAUGACUGACGACGGACUGUACCGUGCGGUGGAUACAUAUCUCAAGGCUCAUCCUGGAGUGAGCAAGAGUGAGAGGAAGCGGAUGUGUCGGCUCAUUGACUGCCGGAAGCUCUCACUAGAUGCAUGCUUGCAUGCGGCGCAGAACGAGCGGCUGCCGGUGCGGACUGUGAUCCAGGUGCUACUGUGCGAGCAGGCCAAGAUCAACAGGCAUGUCAAUUGUAGUGCUUCUUUCAAUGGACUCAGCUUGAGCCCUGGUCUAGGCCUAGAUGCACCGACUAGGUGCCAAUCUAAGCGGGAGGCAGUUGCAGCUGGGAUCUAUGACGCCCGGUUCAUGUACUCAGAGAUUCGGAGGGUGAAGGAGGAGAUGAUGAAGUUGCAAGCAGAGUUUGAGACAAUGCAGGUGCAGGUGGAGAAGUUGGUGAAGAAAAAGAGCUUCUUUUUCCCAUGGAGAAAGUCCUCCUCAAAAGGAGGUGGGCGCGGGGGGAUGCUGAUGGAGAGGAUAGAUGAGAGCAGCAGCUGCGGAGGGCGAGGUCAUGAGUUUGAGACACAAGGGGCAACUGUAGGCACGCCCAAGGGAAGCAGCUGCGACAGUAAAGGCACCAGGGGAACACUGGCAAGCAAAGCUUCCAAGAUCAGGAACUCCCUGUCCUUGUGAAAGUCGUGCAUAUGCCACACUUUCACAUGAAUCAUUGCCUCUGUAUCAUGUAUAACCAUCUCUUUCUAAUAAACAUACGUAAUAAGUGAACCUCUUCUUCUUAGUUUA
Molecule: messenger RNA, 1622 nt
Organism: Nymphaea colorata (pocket water lily)
Lineage: Eukaryota; Viridiplantae; Streptophyta; Magnoliopsida; Nymphaeales; Nymphaeaceae
Product: root phototropism protein 3-like
Exons: 2
Coding region: 150-1514 (454 amino acids)
Source: RefSeq, a predicted model, not a curated record